Messenger RNA from Centruroides sculpturatus (bark scorpion), 5113 nucleotides. Its product is annotated as helicase ARIP4-like. Lineage: Eukaryota; Metazoa; Arthropoda; Arachnida; Scorpiones; Buthidae. Gene Ontology annotation, molecular function: ATP binding; ATP-dependent chromatin remodeler activity; ATP hydrolysis activity. The transcript has 21 exons. Bases 291 to 4160 code for a protein of 1289 amino acids. The record is from RefSeq and is a predicted model, not a curated record. Gene Ontology annotation, cellular component: nucleus.
UUUUUUGGCGGUGUUUCUUUUCCAGUGCUGCCAGAUUGUCUUCGCUUGAUAGUUUUCGUUGUUUACCAAUUGAUGACAAGUCUUCAUAGAAUUUUUCAUCAAUUCGAAAAUUUCGAAUUUUUUCACCUCUAAAAGGUGUUAAAUAGGUAUAAUUUCCAGUUAAUAUGGGAUGAUCAGACUUUUUAUCAUUCUUUGUUAAAAAGAUUUACUUGAUAACAUUAUUUUUAAGAAGGUGAUAGGGUAUUUGAUUCUUGUAACCAAAUGUUAAAUUUGGUUUGAAUGAUAAAACAAUGGAAGUGUUUCCGUUGGAGGAAUCUGCUCCUGGUGGGAUACUGAAUGGAUCGAAUCCAACACAACUUGAAAAAAUGAAAGAAUGGGAUGCAAAUUUUACACAGUUCGAAAAAGUUUUAGAAGCUGCAUGUCAAAGAAACGAUGAUGAUAAACUUUCUUCACAGUCAUAUUUAAGCUCAUUUAACUGUUCAUCAUCAUCAGAGAACUUCUUUACAUCGCCUCAAGUUUCAAAUAAAGAUAAUAAUUUGUGGAAUUAUCCUACAGUGUCUUGUACAGAACAGUAUGAUGAGAAAAAGAAUAACAUUGACUGCACUAAAAGAACAAAAUUCUCUGAAUGUUUGUUAAAUACAAAUGAUCUAACUGAGGAAAAUCCUUGCAACAAAGAAAAGAAUAAUUCUGAAGAAAUGGAUGUACAAGAAGAAAGUGAACAAAAUAAAAGUGAAAGUUCUGAUAGUGAAGAAGAAGAAGAAGAAGAAAGUGAAGAAGAGAAGCAAGUGAAAAAAGAAGAGGAGAAGAAAAAGAAGAAGAAGAAAACUAAAAAAAAGAAGUUGCCUUUUGAACGAUGCAACAUCAGAGAGAUUAUCCCAGAAUCAGAAUUAGAUGCUGAAACAUUAGCUGCCCAGAGAGAAGAACAAGAAAGAAUAAGACGAUUACAAGAAGCACAACAAAGAGCCUUACUUGAGGCUCAACAAAGAGUUGUACUUGAUCCACAACAAAGAUUAUUUCAUCAGCAGAUGCCAGUUCGUAAAUCAUUAGAAAUGAAACCAUUAAGUCUAGAUAAUGCACGUUCCAAAGCCUUUUGGGAUAAACAUUUGAAUUGGAUAUCAAAUGCAAAAACUUGUAAUUCCACACCAGAAAUAAAUUUUACAUUUAAUCCAGUGAAAAAAGAUACAGAUAUUGUAAUACUUGAUAGCAGUGAAGAUGAACAGCCUCCUGAAAUAAAUCCUGAAAAUAAUACAUAUCAAGUUAAAGAGAAAGAGAAAAAUGUAAUAGAUAUAUCCAGUUCAGAUGAAGAAAAUAAAGAAAUAAAACAUUUUAAUAGAGGAGAUGAUGAUGAUAUUGUCAUGUUAAGUGAUGAAGAAGGGGAAAUUGAAGACCCAAACAAUAGUGGCUCUCAUACUGAUGAUUGUCUAAAUCGGCCAGAUGCAGAAGGAAGAGUUCUGGUAAAUCUCGGUCACCCUAGUGAAGAUCCUGACAUAUAUCUUGCACCUCAGUUAUCCAGGAUAGUAAAACCUCAUCAGAUUGGAGGAAUUCGUUUUCUCUAUGACAAUGUUGUAGAAAAUUUGAAACGAUAUCAAACUUCAACUGGAUUUGGUUGUAUUUUAGCUCAUAGUAUGGGAUUAGGUAAAACAGUGCAAGUCAUUUCAUUUGUAGAUAUUUAUUUAUGCCAUACUUCAGCUCGAUCUGUUCUAUGUAUCGUACCAAUUAAUACCAUUCAAAAUUGGAUGGCCGAAUUUGACAUGUGGUUACCGGCAAAGAGUUCUUUGACUGAAGAACAACUAAAGAAAGGAGAUAUUCGACCAAGAAAUUUUAACAUUUAUUUAUUGAAUGAAAAUUACAAAACAACAUCGGCAAGGGCUAACUUAAUUAUGGAAUGGCAGAAGAUGGGAGGAGUGCUGUUAAUGGGAUAUGAAAUGUAUCGAAUGUUAGCACUCAAAAAGUUGUCUAAAAAAAACAAUCGAAGAAAGAAACGGCAGAGAGAAGAAACUAUAGUAAAUGAAGUGGAAGAUGAUGCUCAGAUUAAAAAGUUAUUGGAUGGUAAUAAUUUGUUUAAGAUUUCAUUUUCUUGUAUUUUAAAUUACUAUUUGAAUCUUAGGAGAGGUCAUUCUGUUUUGCAAGAAACCUUGCCACGAAAAGAAGAGCAUGUACUACUUAUCCGAAUGACUCCUAUACAAAGGACAUUAUAUAGAACAUUUGUAAAAAAUCUCAUUCAUGUACAAAAUGCUUCUAAUCCAUUAAGAUUAUUUGCUGUUUGUUGUAAGAUAUGGAAUCAUCCUGAUAUACUAUAUAACAUUCUUCAAGAUCGUAAGGCAGAACUCAGUGAGGAUAAUGAUCUAGAUAUAGAGCUUGGAAAUUUAAUAUCUGCAGCUACAUCAGGGAACAAAAUUAAUAUGCGGAAAAAACGGGUAAAUAAAGAUAUUGGAAAUAUGGGACGAUCAUUUCUAAAUGGUUUUUCUCAGGAAACCGGGACUAGUAUUAGAGAUAAAUAUGAUUCAUCUAUCAGUUAUGAUUGGGCUAUUCCACUUAUGUCGAACUAUAUACCAGGUGUAUUAGAAAACAGUCAUAAGAUGACUGUUUUGUUUUCUAUUAUUGAAAGAACUCUUAGGAUUGGAGAUAAACUACUUAUUUUCAGUCAGUCACUAUUUACAUUAGAUUUGAUUGAAAAAUUCCUUAAUCAACGUAACGUUCCACCUAGAUUGGGAAUAAUUAACAGUAGUUUAGGUCCUGUCAAAUGGUGUAGAAACAAACACUAUUUUAGAUUGGAUGGUAGCACCUCACCUCAAGAUCGUGAAAAGUUAAUUAAUGAAUUCAAUACAAAUGCAAAUAUUAGUCUCUUCCUCCUUUCAACAAGAGCCGGAUGUCUUGGAAUUAAUUUGAUUGGAGCCAAUCGUAUAGUUGUGAUUGAUGCUUCAUGGAAUCCUUGUCAUGAUGCUCAGGCUGUCUGUAGAAUUUAUCGCUAUGGUCAACAAAAGCCUUGUUACAUCUAUAGACUGGUCACAGAUAAUAGUUUAGAAAAACGUAUUUAUGACAGACAAGUAAACAAACAGGGAAUAGCAGAUCGUGUUGUUGAUGAAUUGAAUCCAGAAAGCAAUUUUACAUGGAAAGAAGUAACUACAUUGAUCCAUGAUAAUGAGCAAGAUAAUAUGCUUCAAGACUUAAGUGUUUAUGCUUCAAAAUAUAAUGAUGAAGUUUUAAAAUAUUUAUGCACAGAUUUGAAUCAGUGCCUCAGUAGAGAACCAUUUGAACACGAAUCCUUGCUCUCUGAUCGCAAAGAAUUGAAAUUGACUAAACAUGAGAAGAGGCUUGCUAAACAGAGUUAUGAAAUGGAAAAAAGAGCAAACAUGAUUAGUAAUUAUAAUAGACCUUCCUAUACUAGUGUUUAUCCUGGAAAUUCAUCAGGUAGCUUUAGUUUUCAGGGAACAAAUGUUAGGGCACCUUGGUUAUCGCAAAAUUCAACCAUUCUACCGUCCCAAUCUACACCUCUACCGAUGCAACCUGUAGGACCUUCUGGAUUGAAUCACAUUCAGAAUAGACCACUUCCUCCUCAUUUGGUUCACAGUUUAUUAAGACAAGGUGUUGUUGUGCAGCAUCUUACAGUUCCAAGUGAUAUUAACAUUCCUGGCAAUACAGCUGGUUCACCAUCUGUAGUAAUCAAAGCUGGUCAAGAAGUUCUAGUCAUGAAGACUCAGAAAGGUAUGUAUCUCAAUCUACCAGAUGGAAGAAUAGUGGCCAUACGACUUCCAAAUGCUGUAGAAGAAACCCUUUCCCGAACAGAAAAUUUACAGAAAGAUUUAAGUCAGACGACUGUUAAAUUAUUUGAACCUUCUGCUGAUAGAUCACAACAGUGCAUUGGUAUUGUUCAACAAUCGCUUCAUUGUGGAGGAACAGUGAGAUUUAUACCACCGGGAUCAAAUGCCACUACAGAAAACAGAUUUCCCGAAGUAAUAGAUUUGAGUGAUGACAGUGAUCAGGGUGAAGUAGUUAUCACUAACGAAGUGCUUCCAACGGAAAAAUCUGAAAACACAUUACCGACAACAAACUGGCCCGAGAGUUCAGCCUCGUCUUCCACUCCAUAUAAUUUUAAUCAGCAAACUGAUAACCAAACCCACAUUCCAGAAAAGAUCGACACGUCUUGUGGAAUAGGAUGAUAACUGCCACCCAGUUUAAACGUUUAUGUCCACCAAAGAUGUAUUUGUAUUAAAUAGUUGCUCAUCUGUUUAUUUCAAAGCUUAGUUUUUAAGCUUUUUAUCCUCUUCCGUAAGCAUCACGAGUAGACGACAAAUGCAUUUAAGUUUAUCAAUUCAAAGCGUGGACGUAAAGAUUCGCAUUUAUUUUAAUCAUAGUUUGACUCGUCAAAAGAAACUCUAGACAAGUUGGAAAGUUGAAGCUGCUUUUCUUUCCCUCCUAUUUAAAAAAAUAAAAAAUUUUUUAUUUGAUUAGAUAGAAGUUUUAGAAGUCCGAGAACAUUCGAUGUCGAUCAUACUUCAGCUGUGCUAAUUAACAUUUAUUCUGGUUGUGGACUGUCUCGAACUCAGUCUGUGUGGUCGAUUCAUAUUGUCUGAGCAGCAUUAAAUUUCUCAUUUAUCACAAAUUGUAUUUAGAUGAGUAUGAAUUUAAAUAUUGUCCUUUUUGACUUAUUUUUUUGUAUGUUGUAAAAUGUCCAUUUUCAUAAUCAUGUACUUUGCAUUAAAAAAAACAAAAAAAUUGUCAGAAAUAGCUUUUACUGUUGUAAUUAUGUACAAAAACUUUAAUAAAAUAUCAAAACACUUUUAGUGAACAUUUUCAUCCUUUUGGUUCGAAAACUAAAUUUUUAGGUAAUGCCAUUCAGACUUAUAUCAAGUUGGUUCUGUUAAAGAUUUUUGUUCUUUAAGGCAGUAAAUCCGUCAAAUUCCUUGUUUCCUAGAACAGAUAAAUGUGUCAGUUGCACAAUAAACAUGGCUAUAUUCUAGCCUAGAUUUCAACAACACUAAUAUAACAAUAUUUUCCUACAACUUGUAAUCAAUGUAAAUGAUUGUACAGAAGAAAUAAGAGGGAGGAUAGAAAUAACAAGAGCUAAUUUUCUCAAAAUAAGUAUUUUGAGUAUUUGCUGUCCCCUAAAAAG